AUGGAAGUGGUUGAAAGGCCUUCCCUGGGUGGAAUGGAAAAGGCAUUUUGUAAUAAUGUUCUGAGGUGGAUUGUUGAUUUUUUAGCAGGGCGGUUGAUAAUUGACUAUUUCGGGAAAGCUCCACGAACAGUAAAACAAGGAAGAAAACGGAAAAGGACUUGCAGGAGAUCGGGUGACACAGUUUGGGGAGCAUGGGGCAUUCUUCCUGCUGAACUUCUGGUGUCAAUUUUGGUGAAGUUAAGUAUCGUGGACUACCUGUCAUUUAGCGGUGUUUGUAAAUCUUGGAGGUCUGCAUCUAUUGCUUUCCGCAAAUACUGUAUGGAGCGCCAGCAACCCCUAGUUGUUGUUCGACCAAAGUAUUCGAAAAAGUCUUGUGUAUUGUACAAUAUGUUCGAUUUGAAAAGUUACAAAACAAUGCUGCCAGAUUUGCCUUGCAAGAAAUUAUUGGGUUUGUCAUGUGGGUACCUGAUUACAACUGACGGACACUUAGGCUUUUGGCUCGUAAAUUUAAUAACAAAACAUGAGCUGCGUUUUCCUGUCCUUCCUGGACAUAUGGGUCGCAUAACCUGCCUUGAAUUUUCUGCUCUCCUAUUUCAGUCCACUCGACUUUCAGAAACUUUCAUGGUUCUUUUCUCUCGGACAGAAAAUUAUAUAUUGUUGUCCAAAAGUGGCGGCAGCAGUUGGCAGAGAUAUGUUUUAUCCGACUCAGAAACCAGGAUUGCAGAUGUGAAGAUUUUUGAUGGCAAAAUCUUUAUUUUGACUUCAGAUUUACGUUUUGGAGAAUUUAAUCCGAAGGCAGGUUCUGUUCCAAAAUUCUCCAAAAUCAACAUCCCUUACCAGGUUUUAUCUGAUAUGGAUUUGAAGUUGGUGGUAUCAGACAAUAAGCUAUACAUGACUGUAUUCAAUUGUUGUCCUUAUCCUACAUUGGAAGGACAUCUGUCAUUAUUCGAAAUUGACCAUGAGACAAUGGAUAGGGCAAAACAGAUUCAUGACUUGGGUGCAAAAUCUUUAUCUCUUAGUUGGUUCAGUUCUGCUGUCGUCGAUUCAACUGGUUGGGGAGCAGGUAAUUAA
Daucus carota subsp. sativus is the source of this 1071-nucleotide messenger RNA. RefSeq lists its product as uncharacterized. Gene Ontology annotation, molecular function: protein binding. The coding region runs from base 1 to 1071 and encodes 356 amino acids. The record is from RefSeq and is a predicted model, not a curated record. The transcript is spliced from 2 exons. Lineage: Eukaryota; Viridiplantae; Streptophyta; Magnoliopsida; Apiales; Apiaceae.